Messenger RNA from Solanum lycopersicum (tomato), 611 nucleotides. Its product is annotated as stress enhanced protein 1-like protein. Lineage: Eukaryota; Viridiplantae; Streptophyta; Magnoliopsida; Solanales; Solanaceae. The record is from RefSeq and is marked validated.
AGAAAGAUAGAAAUUGAACGGUCUAGUUUUCAUAAUUCCCCAAAAUCACCCGCCAGACAUGGCUGUUGUUCAAAUUUCCAGUUCUCUCUGCACUUCAAUUCGUGAUGUUGUUGUGUCAAACCCAGUAUCCAUUUCUUCUAUUAAGGGCUCUACUCGUACUCAAUUUGGGACUACUUUUGCAACUGGUUCUCCACUCUUGAUCAGGAACAGUUUCUCUCAGAUAAAAGCUACGCCAAGUAGGGCAGCAUCACUUUCUGUACGAUGUGAGCAGAGUACCAAGGACGGAAGUAAUUUGGAUGUAUGGCUUGGUCGAUCUGCCAUGGUUGGUUUUGCAGCUGCUAUUAGUGUAGAAAUAGCUACAGGCAAAGGACUUCUGGAGAAUUUCGGGGUCUCAGGGCCCAUACCUACAGUAGCAUUGGCAGUCACUGCAUUGGUGGGCGUUUUGACCGCUGUCUUCAUCUUCCAGUCUGCUUCAAAGAACUGAUUAUUUCCUUUUCUCUUCUUGUUUAUGUAUUGAAAGAGUGAUAUUGAUACAUCCUUAUUCAUCUAAACAAAUUCUGUCAAUUUGUCAAUAGAAACUUUAUUUACUGCUGAAUUUUCCCUUCCUUAAA